UCAAUACAACACAAAAACACACAUACAAAAACACACACACAACAACACAAGUAUCAAAUUUAAGAUAUGAAGUGUUUUCCAACAGGGUGGAACGUUCCUGCAAAGGUUUGUGAAUCAUGCAAAACAGCCGUUGCGUUGCUGUUCUGCCGGAAGGAUACGGUGUUCCUCUGUCUCGCGUGUGACGUGAAGUUACACAGCCACACGCGUCAUGAGCGCGUGUGGAUGUGUGAAGUAUGUGAGCAGGCUCCGGCGUCUGUCACAUGUAAGGCAGACGCCGCAGCCUUAUGCGUCACAUGUGACCGAGAUAUACAUUCGGCGAAUCCGCUUUCUCGCCGGCACGACCGGGUCCCGGUCGUCCCGUUCUACGAUUGCGCGGAGUUUGUUAAAUCCUCGGUUCCUUGUACUUUUCUUGAACCGAGUACUGGUACUGGUACCGAUGAUUUGCAAAGCUCUUUAACAAAUGAUGAUGUUAAUUGGGGAAUUCCCGCGGAAACGAUUAAUUUCGAUGUGAAAUAUCCCGAUACAUCGCCCGAAGAGAUGAAAUCGAUAGAUUUGUUGUUUCCGGAACCGGAUCAUCUUCUGGAUUUCGAUUUUCCGGUUCCGACAGACGUUAAGGGGCUGCAAAAUCACUUCAAUAAUUCCGUUAACGAUAGUGUAGUUCCGUUUCAGUUAUCGCCGCCCGGGAGCAAGUUUUUACCGCCGGAAAUUGUCGAAAAUCGCAAUAAGUGUUACGAGAUCGAUUUCACUAGAUCUAAUAUCAAUUCGUACAACAAAAAUGGUUAUGUAUCGCAAUCGCUCAAUCACAGUGUAUCGUCGUCUUCAAUCGAAGCGGGAAUCGUACCGGACGGUAAAUCCGUAUCCGAAAUAUCGCAUCCAUUCGUGCUACAAAUGAACGACGGAGGCGAAAUGAACGGAAUCGCAACAACCGGAGCUCAACAACCUACACAAUUAUCCGGUAUAGACCGAGAAGCUAGGGUUAUGAGGUACCGAGAGAAGCGAAAGAACCGAAAGUUCGAGAAAACUAUUCGAUACGCCUCACGAAAGGCGUACGCCGAAACACGGCCACGGAUCAAAGGCCGGUUUGCGAAACGGACGGAUUCCGCCGAGUCGGAUGUGGACCGGUGGUUGUUCACGGCGGCGUCGGGUAUUACCUCCAAAAGUGGUUAUGGUGUGGAGGUGGAAUACGGUGUCGUUCCGUCGUAUUGCCGGGAGGUUUGAUGUAAUUCCGGUGAUGAUUUGCAUGACGUGUAUAAUUAGUUUUUUUUUUUUUUUUUUUGUUUUGAUUUUCUGGUGGAAUUAAAUAAUUAGAUGAGGAUUAAAUCUGACCAUUGAUCACCUCCAAAGGGCAACUGUUUUUGGUUGUAAAGAGGUGAAAGUCAAAGUUAUGUGAAGUCAAAGGUUGACCGUUUAUAACAUGUAAUGAAAGUUUGGGUCACCUAGAAUCAUCUUGGUAUUAACUCCGGGUUAUGUUAUAUAAAUGGAAAGGUUCAAGGUUGAAUUGUUGAAAA
This is a messenger RNA of Helianthus annuus (common sunflower), 1508 nucleotides long. Its product is annotated as zinc finger protein CONSTANS-LIKE 5. The coding region runs from base 67 to 1218 and encodes 383 amino acids. Gene Ontology annotation, biological process: regulation of flower development; regulation of photoperiodism, flowering. Gene Ontology annotation, molecular function: zinc ion binding; protein binding. NCBI's taxonomy places the organism in Eukaryota, Viridiplantae, Streptophyta, Magnoliopsida, Asterales, Asteraceae. The transcript has 2 exons. Gene Ontology annotation, cellular component: nucleus. The record is from RefSeq and is a predicted model, not a curated record.